AUGAAGAUCGACGGAAACAUUAGCUGCAGCCAAAUGCAGCAGAACUGGACACGAUAUAUGGUAAUGACAGAUACCAAAUCGUUGCGAAAGCCGGUUGAGUUCCAGGAAGAAAAUGAAGUUCAUGCUUCGAUUCCAACGAAUAAAAAUGUGGCAAAACAUUUUGAAUUCAUCAAUCCGGUUGAAAGGGGUAUCCAGAGUACACCUUGGAUACUAAAUACUCCGGUAUGGACUUUCCAUAAUAGCCUAGUACAAACUGGUAUCACGCAUUAUGAAGGUGGAUGGCCAAAGGAUAUUGAUACACACGACGAAGAGAUCACUGCACGGUAUCGAAGGAAGCAGGAAAAAAGUGAAGCGUAUCUAUGCCAAAUGAAAGGAUUGUCCAAGACUAUGGAGCAUGCCAUUCUACAAAAUAGCGCCUGCGAUAUCUAUCAGAAUUACUUUGAAGAUGUAGAACAACACGAACUGAUCGAACAGUUUAGCUCGAAAACGGUUCAUGUGUAUAAAGAUUACUUGGACGUAAGACGCUCUUGCAAUUACAUCAGCUGGUCAGAGGAAGGAAUACAUUUUGCUUCUACUCAUUGUAACAUCGGCGAAUUGAAUAAUGCCGUUACGGACUCCUAUAUCUGGGAUAUUGAAAAUCCAAAUGUGCCGCUGCAAACUCUUGUACCACCGUAUCAAGCUCGCUGCAUGGAGUAUAACUUCAAGGACGGGUGUCAGCUGGCCGGCGGACUACUUUCUGGCCAAAUCGCUAUAUGGGACAUUCGGGUUGCGAACGAACCCGUUGAGGUGACGCUUCGCGAGGCCAGUCACAAAGAUGUCGUGACCAAGGUUCUGUGGACCGGUACGAAAACGUCAAAUGAGUUUCUAUCGGGCUCAACCGACGGAAGGAUCCUUUGGUGGGACAUGCGUAACCUGAAUGAACCGUACGAUUAUUUGAAUCUCGCACCGAAAGAUGCACAGAAUGUGGACCCCAAGCGAUGUUUUGGAGUGUGUGCCGUGGAAUUUGAGCAAACGAUGCCGAACAAGUAUACAGUCGGAACGGAGAAUGGCAUAAUCUACAGUUGUAGUAGAAAGUACAAAACCCCGGCUGAUAAGAUCCAGGCACUUACUUAUGCUCACACUGGUCCGGUCUAUUCGGUAGAACGAAACCCGCUGUUUAUUAAAAACUACAUUAGCGUUGGGGAUUGGCAAACGAAGAUCUGGACGGAAGAUUGUCGCGAUAGUCCUAUUGUGUGGACAAAGGAGUAUGCCGUUCAGCUGACCUGUGGAGUUUGGAGUCCUACUCGAUGCUCGUUGGUUUUCAUUUGCCGUAUGGAUGGAGUGAUGGACGCUUGGGAUGUCAUACAUCGCUUGGAUGGACCUGUGCUUCGCAUCAAGCUUUCAGAUGUGCCUCUACUUUCGCUGAGGGUCCACAAAAGCGGAAAGCUGAUAGCCAAUGGUACGGAAAGCGGUGCCAUCUAUCUAACCGAAAUUUCUGACAACUUGACCUUCAGCUCGGCCAACGAUAAACCCGCAUUGUCAGGCAUGUUAGAACGUGAGAUGCGAAGACAGCGUCUACUGGAAGCAAAGAUCAAAGAAAUGAAACUCAAAGAAAAGGAACUGGAGCGAGAGCGGAUACGCCGGCAGAUGCGAAUGGAGAAAGAAAACUCAAUCGAAGAUGAGGAAAGGGAUUUGGUGUUUGAAGCACAGCAUCAGUUCUGGACCAAGAUUCAUGGGCGUAAAAGCUUGAAGUCAACAUUAAAGGGACUCCGAAUGCGUGAUGCCGGCGUUAAUCUAUUGAAACCAGGCAAAAAACUAAUGCCGAAAAAAGAAAAUAAUUAA
Molecule: messenger RNA, 1821 nt
Organism: Sabethes cyaneus
Lineage: Eukaryota; Metazoa; Arthropoda; Insecta; Diptera; Culicidae
Product: dynein intermediate chain 3, ciliary-like
Exons: 4
Coding region: 1-1821 (606 amino acids)
Biological process (GO): cilium movement; outer dynein arm assembly
Cellular component (GO): outer dynein arm
Molecular function (GO): dynein heavy chain binding; dynein light chain binding
Source: RefSeq, a predicted model, not a curated record